AUGCCCGUCAUUCUACACGCUACACAGCGACCAUGGUGCUGCGGUCAAAUUGUUCUCGAAAUAGUCAAGUAUCGAAAGCGAUCGACAUCAACACCACCACAUUUGAAUCCCCUGGCAGACCUUGUGUUCGUCAUCAGGCGAGCUACCCGCUCUGCGCCCGCCUCCACAGCCUCCAUACCGCUCCUGUAUGACAUAGCCGCUCGGCUAGAGGACAGAGAAGCCGCUCCUGGAAGACGUUUCGCAAGGGAGAAUGCAAGCCACCUGUUUGUUUUGCGCAAACGCAUGUGGGUUUGCGUAAUUGUACGGGGCAGGGGCGCCGAUGACGCACAGCGAGAAGGCCGGACAAAGCGUAUGAUGCAGCUCGACUGGGUCCUUUCAAUAGCGGAAUCUCUCACUAUUCGCGCGGUCAAGCACGGCCAAGGAAAGCCGCAAGUUGCUUGA
This is a messenger RNA of Pyrenophora tritici-repentis Pt-1C-BFP, 441 nucleotides long. NCBI's taxonomy places the organism in Eukaryota, Fungi, Ascomycota, Dothideomycetes, Pleosporales, Pleosporaceae. The record is from RefSeq and is a predicted model, not a curated record.